AGAUCCGGGAGUCACAACAGCACAAGAACAAGAAAUCUGCGCCGUGUCAUUAGCGGAGUAGAAAUCUAUAAAGGCCGCAGCCGCCGAGCCGAGCGCCGCAGCUCAAGUGUUUUAUGUCAUAAAAACACUGAGUCAGUGUCUCGACCGGGAAAACAAGGUCCUCACAGAGCGCACUCAAGGAUUUUUCUCCCUUUUGUCCACGGCGUCCAGGACGGGCGUCGGGGGCGUUUUUUGACGCCGCGACCUGAACGCAGCUUAAGAUUGAGCCCGGGCACUCAGAGAUGCUUCAUAAACAAACAGGAAGCAUUAAAGCGUCGUCUGUUUCAGCACGGACCAAAGCUCUCUUGACUCCAGAGCUCUGGCUCCAUUUGAAAGCGUGAGCAAAGCUCCUCUAGUGCAGUUCCACGGACGACCAGUGGAUGGCAGCAAUACGCACCGUGCUCCAUGGAGUGUGUGGAGCUGGAGCUCUAAAAACUGUAAAACCUUUAUUUAGGAUGUUAAUGUGAACAUUUUGUUAGUACUAUAACCUCAAGUUUCAGGCUAAAAGAUCCAAACAAAACAAGAAGUGAAACAACAGUGAAAAGAAGAAUUUGGAUCUGUUCAAGGCAGUUCUCAACCAAAUUCAAUAUGUCCAAAGAGUUGAGAGGUUUUGUGGAGGAGCGGCUGAGUGCAGAUGCUGAGGACAUGAGUGACUAUGAGGAGGAGCUGCGCCGCUCCAAACACGAGAAGCAGAGGAACCAGCAGCUCCUGGACUCGGCUCUGAGGCCCCUGAGCUCGAGAGACGUGCUCGUGAGCUCAGCUGUCCAGCUCCCCUCUCUGAGCCCUGGUCUGACUCCACACAUUAAAGAAGAACUCAACAUCAAAGAGGAGGAAGAUCAGCUGCAAGUGUCUGUCCUAGAGUUUAGUGCUGUGAGUGUAAAGACAGAAGAGUCCUCACUGCCUCAACAAAGACAAACUGAGCAGAGAGAGGACACAGAUGAGGAGGACAUCAAAGCAGAGACACAUGUCCAUUUAGAGGGAGACACAGAGCACUCUUCUGACUCUGACAGUGAUGAAGACUGGAGAGCUCCACUCAGCUGUUCACCUGCACACGUGGACACACUUGAGAACAGGAAACACAAGUGCUCUGUUUGUCAAGAGAGAUUUGGCUCUAGAUAUAAACUACAACGACACAGGAGAAUUCACACAGGAGAGGAACCAUUCAGGUGUUCAGUCUGUAACAAAGUGUUUGCUUUUAGUUAUAUUCUCAAAAUGCAUAUGAGAAAGCACACAGGGGAGAAACCAUUCAGCUGUUCAGUUUGUAAGAAAACAUUUGCCCUAAAAGGUAGCCUCAAAACACAUAUGAGGACACACACAGGAGAGAAACCAUACAAGUGUUCAGUCUGUAAGAAAGAGUUCAUUUAUAGUUCUCUUUUCAAAAUACAUAUGAGGACACACACAGGAGAGGAACCAUUCAGGUGCUCAGUCUGUCAGAAAGUGUUUACUGCCAGCUUUGAUCUCAAAAUACAUAUGAGAACACACACAGGGGAGAAACCAUUCAGCUGUUCAGUUUGUAUGAAAACAUUUGCCAUAAAGGGUAGUCUUGAAACACAUAUGAGGACACACACAGGGGAGAGAGCAUUCAAGUGUUCAGUCUGUAAAAAAGACUUUGCAGCUAAUUUUAAUCUUAAAAUACAUAUGAGAACACACACAGGGGAGAAACCCUUCAGCUGUUCAGUUUGUAAGAAAACCUUUGCCCUAAAGGGUAAUCUUGAAGCACAUAUGAGAACACACACAGGAGAGAAACCAUUCAGCUGUUCAUUUUGUAAGAAAGUGUUUGGUUAUAGUUAUAUUCUCAAAACACAUAUGAGGACACACACAGGGGAGAAACCAUUCAGCUGUUCAGUCUGUCAGAAAGUGUUUGCUACAAGCUCUGAUCUCAAAACACAUACGAGGACACACACAGGGGAGAAACCAUUCAGCUGUUCAUUUUGUAAGAAAGUGUUUGCUGAUAGUUCUACUCUCAAAAGACAUGUGAGGAGACACACAGGAGAGAAACCAUUCAGCUGUUCAGUCUGUAAGAAAGCGUUUGCUGUAAACUCUAUUCUCAAAACACAUAUGAGGACACACACAGGGGAGAAGCCAUUCAGCUGUUCAUUCUGUAAGAAAACAUUUUCCCUAAAGACUCAUCUUGAAACACAUAUGAGGACACACACAGAUGAGAAACCAUACAUUUGUUCAGUUUGUGGGAAACUGUUUGCUGACAGGUCUAAUAUCAAAACACAUAUGAGGACACACACAGGGGAGAAGCCAUUCAGCUGUUCAGUUUGUAUGAAAACAUUUUCCCAAAAGGGUCACCUCGAAAGACAUAUGACGACACACACAGGUGAGAGAGCAUUCAGGUGUGCAGUCUGUAAAAAAGACUUUGCUGAUAGUUCUGCUCUUAAAAUCCAUAAGAGGACACACACAGGGGAGAAACGCUUCUGCUGUUCUGUCUGUAAAAAAGAUUUUGCUGAUAGUUCUGCUCUCAAAAUACAUAUGAGAACGCACACAGGUGAGAAACCAUUCAGCUGUUCAGUUUGUGAUAAAACAUUUGCCAUAAAAGGUAAUCUUAAUACACAUAUGAGGACACACACAGGGGAAAAACCAUUCAGCUGUUCACUCUGUAAGGAAGUGUUUGGUUAUAGUUCUAUUCUCAAAAUGCAUAUGAGGACGCACACAGGAGAGGAACCAUUCAGGUGUUCAGUUUGUAUGAAAACAUUUGCCCAAAAGGGUCACCUUGAAAGACAUAUGAGGACACACACAGGAGAAGAACCAUUCAGCUGUUCAGUCUGUAAUAAAGUGUUUGCUGAUUGUUCUAAUCUCAAAAGACAUAUGAGGACACACACAGAGGAAAAAACAUUCAGCUGUUUAGUCUGUGAGAAAGAUUUUGCUGAUAGUUCUACUCUCAAAAAACAUAUGAGGACACAUAUGGAAGUUCAAACAGGAAAUUCACAUGCGGCUCUUCCGACUCCUUCUGACUCUGGCUCCCAUUUUGUUAGUACUAUAACCUCAAGUUUCAGGCUAAAAGAUCCAAACAAAACAAGAAGUGAAACAACAGUGAAUAGAAGAAUUUGGAUCUGUUCAAGGCAGUUCUCAACCAAAUUCAAUAUGUCCAAAGAGUUGAGAGGUUUUGUGGAGGAGCGGCUGAGUGCAGAUGCUGAGGACAUGAGUGACUAUGAGGAGGAGCUGCGCCGCUCCAAACACGAGAAGCAGAGGAACCAGCAGCUCCUGGACUCGGCUCUGAGGCCCCUGAGCUCGAGAGACGUGCUCGUGAGCUCAGCUGUCCAGCUCCCCUCUCUGAGCCCUGGUCUGACUCCACACAUUAAAGAAGAACUUAACAUCAAAGAGGAGGAAGAUCAGCUGCAAGUGUCUGUCCUAGAGUUUAGUGCUGUGAGUGUAAAGACAGAAGAGUCCUCACUGCCUCAACAAAGACAAACUGAGCAGAGAGAGGACACAGAUGAGGAGGACAUCAAAGCAGAGAUACAUGUCUACUUAGACGGAGACACAGAGCACUCUUCUGACUCUGACAGUGAUGAAGACUGGAGAGCUCCACUCAGCUGUUCACCUGAGACCAGAGCCACUGUGAACAAUGGAGAGAUGUCAGGAACUAGCGAAGGAGCUGAGAGCAGGAAACACAAGUGCUCUGUUUGUCAAGAGAGAUUUGACUCUAGAUAUAAGCUAGAAAGACACAGGAGAAUUCACACAGGAGAGGAACCAUUCAGGUGUUCAGUCUGUAACAAAGUGUUUGGUGAUAAAGCUAUUCUCAAAACACAUAUGAGGAUACACACAGGGGAGAAACCAUUCAGCUGUUCAGUCUGUAAGAAAGUGUUUGGUGAUAGAUCUGUUCUCAGAACACAUAUGAGGACACACACAGGGGAGAAACCAUUCAGCUGUUCAGUCUGUAAGAAAGUGUUUGGUGAUAGAUCAAAUCUCAAAAUACAUAUGAGGACACACACAGGAGAGAAACCAUUCAGCUGUUUAAUCUGUAAGAAAAUGUUUGCUGUAAAAUUUAAUCUCAAAAUACAUAUGAUGACACACACAGAUGAGAAACCAUUCACGUGUUCAGUUUGUAUGAAAACAUUUACCCGAAAAGUUAAUCUUGAAACGCAUAUGAGAACACACACAGGGGAGAAACCAUACAGGUGUUCAAUUUGUAAGAAAACAUUUUCCAUGAAGGUUAAUCUUGAAUCACAUAUGACGACACACACAGGCGAGAAGCCAUUCAGCUGUUCAGUAUGUAAGAAAGUGUUUGGUGACAGGUCUAAUCUCAAAACACAUAUGAGGACACACACAGGAGAGAAACCAUUCAGCUGUCCAGUCUGUAACAAAGACUUUGCUCAUAGUUCUUCUCUCAAAAAACACAUGAGGACACUGAUAUGUUUUGAUAUGUCAUUUUGGUCUUAAAAUGUCUGCAUUAACCCACUCUACAUGAUUCUGGUGUUUUUACACAAUUUUGCUUGUUAAAAAAAAACCCUAUUCAUAAUAUAGAGCUCCAGAUUUGCCCCUGUAACUGUUGGCAUCGCAAGCUUCAUUUGAGUGGAGCCGAACACCGUGUGUGACGUGACACUCGCCUAGUCCACUUGUUUAUACAGUCUAUGGGACACACACAGGAGGAUUCAGCUGUUGAGACUGUAAGAAAACAUUUGCUUUUGUUUUAUUUAAUUAAAUGUGUGUGUUGAGGGGAAGAGGUGGGAAGUUUUUUUGUAUUUAUUGUUUUAUGAUUGUGUGUUUUGUUUUUAUCUUUAUUAUUGGAUUUUGUUAAAUGUUAUAUUCUGUUGCCUUAAAAAAAAAAAAAAAAAAAAAAAGCUAAAGAAUCCGUACACCUUUUUCCUUCCUCACCAAUGGGAUGUCAAUUUUUUUUUUUUUUAUAAACCCGUGCAAAUAUUUAGAGAAAUGGCAGGGUUAUGUUAGGAGUUAGAGUUAUGACAUGUUAGUGUCAUAUGAACCAUCUCGCACUCUGAGGAGCUCAGGGACCGGCCUCCUGCUGAUGCCCAGAGUCACGACUAAACAAGGGGAGUCAGAGUUUCAGGUUCAUGCAGCUAAAACCUGGAACAGUGUGAACAUGUGAGACAGACUCUUCUGUGACGCUGUUUAAAUCCAGGCUCAAAACAUUUCUGUUUAACUGUGCGUCUGACUGAAAGGUUUUCAUUCCGCACUCUUCUCUCCAAUUUAUGUCUCUCUUUUUUAAUUUUAAUCUUUAUGAUUAUUUAUGUUUUGAUUUGUUUUUAUUAUGAUUUUAAUGUAUUUCUUAUUCUGUAAAGCACUUUGAAUUACUUAGUAUACGAAUUGUGCUAUACAAAUAAACUUGCCUUGUCUUGCCUGCCUAUGGGGUUUAGGGUAAGGGUUGGG
Molecule: messenger RNA, 5370 nt
Organism: Boleophthalmus pectinirostris (great blue-spotted mudskipper)
Lineage: Eukaryota; Metazoa; Chordata; Actinopteri; Gobiiformes; Gobiidae
Product: zinc finger protein 658B-like
Exons: 6
Coding region: 628-4425 (1265 amino acids)
Biological process (GO): regulation of transcription by RNA polymerase II; central nervous system development
Cellular component (GO): nucleus
Molecular function (GO): RNA polymerase II cis-regulatory region sequence-specific DNA binding; DNA-binding transcription factor activity, RNA polymerase II-specific
Source: RefSeq, a predicted model, not a curated record